Polypterus senegalus (gray bichir) is the source of this 2505-nucleotide messenger RNA. It is a transcript of the gene tbx6, whose product is annotated as T-box transcription factor 6. Bases 638 to 2215 code for a protein of 525 amino acids. The transcript has 8 exons. Gene Ontology annotation, molecular function: DNA-binding transcription factor activity, RNA polymerase II-specific; RNA polymerase II cis-regulatory region sequence-specific DNA binding. Gene Ontology annotation, biological process: cell fate specification; regulation of transcription by RNA polymerase II; positive regulation of DNA-templated transcription. Lineage: Eukaryota; Metazoa; Chordata; Cladistia; Polypteriformes; Polypteridae. Gene Ontology annotation, cellular component: nucleus. The record is from RefSeq and is a predicted model, not a curated record.
GAGAGAGAAAGAGAGAGAAAGAGAGAGUGACCACAGAGGAGACUCGGAGGGUCUGGCAGAAGGACAGGCAAGAGGAGAACGAGCAACGCCUGUGAGAAAAGUCCGAGCAGGAGUCCGGGAGAAGGCGAGUGGGAACCACAGAGGAAAAGACAGAUAGGCGGGUGGACAGUCAGAGAGUCAGACAGCAAGCGGAGACCCCUGAGGACACACAGGCUGACAAUAGGAGAGUGACCAAGACCUCCAAGGACACCCAGACGGGCAAGCAGGAAGUCGGAGGAGACGCAGACGGACAUUCGGACCGCACUGGACCACAGAGGUGACCCAGACUGAUGAGUGGACAGACAGACAAAGGCUGAGCAGGAACUCCAAGGUACAGACGGUCAGCCAGACAAAGACAAAGAAGAGGAGACACAGACGGACAGACGGACAGACAGGCAGGCAGGGAGUGAAAAAGCAACCAAGUGUAGCCACAGAGGGGACACAGGAGGACAGACGGGCACUCCAGAGGGCAAGCAGGACGUUCAAGGACACACGAGCAGACUGACCGACAGCAAGCAGGACAACAGAGGACACUCAGACGGACAGCCAGAGAGUCAACAAGACCUCCCACCGGACACCAGGAGUGGACCUCAGUGCGAUGUUCCAGCCCGACUUCUACACCCAGUUUGGCAGCCCCUUUGGGGUGAGGCCAGCUCUGAGGGGGGCCACACUAACCCCCUACUCAGCGACGGUGGUCCCCGAGCACUACAGAUAUCACACAGAUCUGGAGCCUGCCCCGUCACUGCCCCGUUUCGAGCCCCUCUUCCCGGCCCAGUGCGAGCCCCCCAGUGCUGCCACAGCUGCUGCCAUGUUCGGGCCGCCCCCCCCAGCGGUGUCGUUGGCUCUGAAGCCUCAGGGGUCGAUGACGGCAGAGUCUGGGCGCCUGCCUGGGACGGUCAAGGUGCAGCUGGACAACCUGGAGCUUUGGAAGCAGUUCAGCAGCGUCGGGACGGAGAUGAUCAUCACCAAGUCUGGCCGGCGCAUGUUCCCCCAGUGUAAAAUCACCAUCUCUGGCCUGGACCCCAACUCUAAAUACCUGCUGCUGAUGGACGUGGUCCCGGUGGACAGCUCCCGCUACCGCUGGCAGGGGGACAGCUGGGAGGCGGUGGGCAAGGCCGAGCCCCGUCUGCCGGACCGCAUCUACAUUCACCCCGACUCGCCGGCGUCCGGGAGCCACUGGAUGAGCCGCAGCGUGUCCUUCCACCGGGUCAAGCUGACCAACAACACGCUGGACUCGCAAGGCCACAUAAUCCUGCACUCCCUUCACCGUUACAAGCCGCGCUUCCACGUCGUCCAGGCCAGUGACCUCUACAGCCGCCGGUGGGGCGGUCAUUCCUCCUUCAGCUUCCCGGAAACGACGUUUGUCACGGUGACGGCCUACCAGAACGAGAAGGUCACUCAGCUCAAGAUCCAAAGUAAUCCAUUUGCUAAAGGAUUCAGAGAACACGGCAUGAAUAGCAAGAAGGAGCGUGAAGCUCGACUCAAAAGAAAAAUGAAGGCCCCCGAGUCGGACACCGAGACAGAAUCCCUGUUUGAUCCCGUAUGCAAGCAGAUGUCCGGGGGUGACCCAUGUGACUCGACCGAAAUCCUGGACCCUCCUGUGCUGCCCACCCUGGGCCUCAGUGACUUGCCACCCACAGACUCCUACCCUUCUGCUCCGGGAUCAGCCGAGACCCUGGAUCUUCUGACCACGGGGGCCGAGCAGCCCUACGUCUCUCCGCAGCCAGCCGACAUCAACGCUGGGUUCCUGGAUGUCCAGUCAGAGGAGACCACCAACCUACUGACAGGCUCCUCUCAGGCCGAGGCGGACCCCAAACUUCUUGCUGACCCCGUGCCCUGCCAGUUAGCCAUGCUGCCAUCCUCUUUUGAAAGCUACGUGGCCGAGUCGCAGCAGGUGACCCCCGAAGUGCUGCCAGCGUACCCCAUCUCCAGCCCACAGGAGCCCCCCACCGCAGACCCAUCAGGAUUCAGGCCGAGCGGUGGCCCCUCAUUUGUGUUUCCAGGGUACGAUGCCGCCCCCCGUCUCCACCAUGAGCCGUUUGCCAGCUAUGCCGACCUGCGCUACCCGGCCCAUGCGCACCCGAGGCCCUUCUACCAGGACUUCUCUUUGCCCUUCAGGCACCUCUACACCCCACCCGCCGCGCCCUAUCUCGACGUCAGCAGGCCCAUGUUCUGAGAUUAGAGACCCCGGACCCUAAGACUGAUGGGACCUUCAGUGUGGGCCACUUAGGACUAAAAUAAGAUGCCACUCUGCCCUACCACUUGGGCUGGUGGCAAAAACACGUCAUCUACAAAUCUGAGACGUCACUCCAAGGAAUGAGAAGGCAGACCCCCGACCAGAGGGGAGGUGAGUCCUCGUGUUUUGACAGCUGAAGCCCCACUUUGUCACCUCCGGGUGCCAUUUGUCUCUUCAAGUGACUCAAUUAAGUGGUCAUUAAAGGGAGCCGAGGAUUUUAGCACCUACAU